This is a messenger RNA of Talpa occidentalis (Iberian mole), 732 nucleotides long. Its product is annotated as keratin-associated protein 4-3-like. Gene Ontology annotation, cellular component: keratin filament. The transcript has 2 exons. The record is from RefSeq and is a predicted model, not a curated record. The coding region runs from base 1 to 732 and encodes 243 amino acids. Lineage: Eukaryota; Metazoa; Chordata; Mammalia; Eulipotyphla; Talpidae.
AUGGUCAACUCCUGUUGUGGCUGUGUCUGCCGUGAGCAGGGCUGUGGCCAGGGCUGCUCCCAGGGGACCUGCUGCGCCCCUUGCUGCAAGCCCACAGGCUACUGCCCCAGCUGCUGCAUGUCCAGCUGCUGUCAUCCCAGCCGUGGUUCCAGCUGCUGCCAGCCCUCCUGCUCUGGCUCCAGUGGCUGUGGCUCGAGUUCCAGCUACUGCCGCCACAGCUGCUGCCUGUCUGGCUGCUGUCAUCCUAGCUGUGGUUCCAGCUGCUGCCAGCCCAGCUGCUGCAUCUGCAGCUGCUGCCGCCCCUCCUGCCGUGGCUCCAGUGGCUGUGGCUCCAGCUCAAUCUCGGGCUGCUGCUGCCCCAGCUGCUGCAUGUCCGGCUGUUGUCGCCCCAGCUGUGGUUCCAGCUGCUGCCAGCCCAGCUGCAGCAAUUGCAAUGGCUGUGGCUCCUGCUGUGGUUCCAGCUGCUGCCAGCCCAGCUGCUGCAUAUGCAGCUGCUGCCGCCCCUCCUGCUGUGGCUCUGGUGGCUGUAGCUCCAGCUCCAACUCCAGCCACUGCUGCCCCAGCUGCUCCAUGUCCAGCUGCUGUCACCCCAGUUGUGGUUCCCGCUGCUGCUGCCCAAUCUGCUGCAUCUCCAGCUGCUGCCAGCCAUCCUGCUGUGGUUCCAGUGGCUGUGGCUCCCACUCUGGCUCCUGCAAACCUAGCUGCUACAUAUCCCAGCUGCUGCUGCUGUAG